Dendrobium catenatum is the source of this 4021-nucleotide messenger RNA. Its product is annotated as kinesin-like protein KIN-7I. NCBI's taxonomy places the organism in Eukaryota, Viridiplantae, Streptophyta, Magnoliopsida, Asparagales, Orchidaceae. Gene Ontology annotation, biological process: microtubule-based movement. The transcript has 31 exons. The coding region runs from base 1 to 3780 and encodes 1259 amino acids. Gene Ontology annotation, molecular function: microtubule binding; ATP binding; microtubule motor activity. The record is from RefSeq and is a predicted model, not a curated record.
AUGGAGAGGAUUUACGUAGCAGUUCGGGCUCGGCCCCUCUCGCCGGAGGAAUCUAAGACAAGCCCUUGGAGGAUUUCGGGCAACUCCGUCUACCUACACAACCAGCCGACCAAGUUCGACUUUGACAGGGUUUUUGGGGAGGAUAGCAAGACAGUGGACAUCUUUGAGGCGCGGACGAAGGAGAUUGUUGCCUCCGUCGUUCGUGGGUUCAAUGGUACAGUUUUUGCUUAUGGGCAAACCAGCAGUGGUAAGACUUAUACCAUGAGAGGAUCAGUGAAAGAACCAGGAAUCAUCCCGCUUUCUGUGCAUGAAUUGUUUUGUAGUAUUGAAAAGGAAAUGGGUAGGGAAUUCCUAGUUCGCAUGUCUUACAUGGAGAUAUAUAAUGAGGAGAUCAAUGAUUUAUUGGCCCCUGAACAUCGGAAGUUGCAAAUUCAUGAAUCCCUUGAGAGAGGCAUAUAUGUUGAUGGUUUGAAAGAGGAGAUCGUUACUUCCCCUGAUCAAGUUCUUGAGCUAGUGGAAUUUGGUGAAUCUCAUCGCCACAUUGGGGAGACAAAUAUGAACAUUUACAGCAGCAGGUCUCAUACAAUUUUUCGCAUGUUUGUUGAAAGCAGGGAGAGAAUUGAAGAAGGUGAUUCAAUUAACUGUUUUGAUGCUGUACGUGUUUCUACGCUGAACUUGGUGGAUUUGGCUGGUUCAGAACGUGUUGUUAAGACUGGUGCGGAAGGUUUACGGUUGAAAGAGGGCUCCCAUAUUAAUAAAAGCUUAUUGACCCUUGGCACUGUCAUAAAAAAACUAAGUGAUGGCGUUGAAAGCCAAGGUGGCCAUGUACCUUACCGUGACAGCAAGCUCACUCGAAUUUUACAAGCUGCUCUUGGUGGAAAUGCUAAUACUGCUAUUAUAUGCAACAUUACUCUUUCACAGAUUCAUGCAGAUGAGACAAAAAGUAGUCUCCUGUUUGCAAGCAGAGCUCUUCAAGUAAAAAAUUGUGCCUGUGUGAAUGAGAUUUUAACAGAUGCUGCACUCUUGAAGCGCCAAAAAAAAGAAAUUGAAGAGCUUCGUGCAAAGUUUUUGAGCUCUCAAUCUGAACAUCUGGAGGAAGAAAUUCUUAAUCUGCGGAACACCUUAUUACAGAGUGAGCUAGAGAAGGAGAGAAUUGCAUUAGAGUUGGAGGAGGAAAAGAAAGCUAAAGCUUAUCGUGAUAGGAGAUUGCUGGAGCAAGCAAAGAAGAUUGAAAAUCUUAGUUCACUGCUUUUAUGUUAUGACAGGAACGAUAGAACUACCCAUUCCAGGAAGUCAAAUCUGGAAGGUGACAUUUUGGAAGCCGUUGAAGAGGAACCAGAGCUAAGAUUGUUGCAUCCUUUUAGUGAGCUGGUCCAAGAAAAUGAAGACCUUGUGGAUAGCAUUCCUUUUAGUAGCAACUUAUCUGAGAUUUCCGAUUAUACAGAUAGGAUAGAGUGCUUUUCUCUUCCGAAUGCACAAGCUUUGUUAAAUGUGACCAGCAGAAGAAAAAAACAUCAAAACAGAGAUACACUAGGAGGCGAUCCAUCAAGAGAACAUCUAUCAGAAUUUUCUGAACUUUGCUUUGAGGAUGAUGCCGAGAUGAAAUCUGACGAUGUGAAGAUUGGGGAGUUGAAAAUUAGCUGCUCAGAAGUACAAUCCACUCCUAUUAAAAGCUGUUCUUCCUCUCCGUUUCAUUUGCCUGAUGGUGCAUCCCUUGGCCAUAACAACUUGACUUUUCGAGAACCAGAAGCAAUUAUUGUUAUUAAACAUUUUCAGGAACAGAUUAAAUCUCUUGAAGUUGAGGAAACUUCAGGACAGAUGAAUUUAGAUAAUGUUGUUCUUGCCUUAGCAACUGAACAUAAUGCUUCCUUUAGAGAGAAAUAUGAUGAGCUCGAUCAAGAUGCCAGGAUUGCACGUGAAGUGGCUAGAACAAACCAUAAGCAACUGUGUUCGUUGCACAAUGAACGUUUUGCUGAAAUCAACUGUGACACAACUGUCAAGCUUUCCAUUUCAAUUGCAGAGAUUGCUUCACAUUUUGAUCUUUUAAGGCACGGAUAUAAUAAUGUUUUAGCUACCUUCGAAGAGUGCUUCCAGUUCUGCUCCAUCUUGUCUGAAAUAUUAGAGGGUUUUAGGAUGCUUCCUAGGUCGUGUAUGGUGCAAUUGAAGUCCCUCAUUUCAGGCCAUGAAAGCAUCAAUAGUUUUAUGAGCAAGAAGUUUAAAGAAGUUGAAUUGGAGAAGAAUCUCUUGAGCAACCAGUUAUAUGACCAUCAGAAGCAAAUCCGUGACCUUACGUCUGAUUUGGAGAACAGGGAGAAGGUUGCUGUGGAUCAAUGUCUUCGGCAUGAUAUGGAGAAGGAUGAGCUCCUCUCCCUGGUGCUUUGUCUUCAGAAGGAAGUAUCUCAAUUAUCAUCUUCUUCUUUGACACGGGAGAAUGAAGCGUUGAGGAAGGAACUUGAUAAGAGCAAAUCAAAAUUGAAGGAUACAGAGUGCAAGCUAAAGAAUAUUAUCCAGGACAAAGUUAAGCUCGAGGGUGAGAAAGCUCAGGCUGAACGAGAGAUCAAAAACUUGCAAGGUCAACGAGCCAUUCUAGAACGUGAUAUUUUGAAGCGUGACUCGCUUUUAGAUAAAAGGCAUGAAUCGAGGUCUGACUUUAAUACAGUGAGGGGUUUAAAGGCUGAAGCACAACAAAAUUUGCAGAAUGACUACGAGAAGUUUGAAUUGAUUGCUUUUGAGAUGGAGGCUGAGAUUUCUUCAUUGAAGGAGGCCUUAGAAAUCACAGUUGGUGAAAAAGAAGAAGCAUAUGUCAAAAAUGAAGUUUUAAACUCUGAGUUAGAAGCUAUGGAUAACAAAUUGAACACUGCAUAUUUUGAAAUGGGAUUGCUGAAGGAGGAGCUUAGAACAAUGGAACAAAGGUUGACUGAUUCUGUAUCUUCUUCUAAAGGAUUUGAAGAUUCUGUCAAUUUGCUCUCAAGGGAGAAAGAAGAGAUGAUUUUGCAACUUACUGAAGCCCUUCUGGAGGUGGAGGUAGAAAAAUCAGCUUGGGCCUUGAAAGAGAAAUCUCUAAGCGAGAAACUCAAUACAUCAAAUUAUGAAAUUGUCAAACUAUUAGAAAAUCUAUCAGAGGUGAGAAAGGAGUUGGACUUAUGUAAAGACCAAUGUAAUGGUUUCAGAGAAAAGUUACGGGUAUCUGAAGAAGAUAUAAAAAGAGAGAAAGACUCCAGCAUGCUAAGGCUAUCCGAGAUUGGCAAACUAAAAGAGGAGCUCAACAGGUUUAAAACUGAUACUGAUGGAAAUGAAAAUGCAAUUUGUUAUUUGGGAUUGGUUUCAUCCCAAUUCCAUAGUAGAUCUGCGGAAGUGCAUAGUCUGAGGAGUACCCUUCUUAGAGUAACAGGGGAGAGGGACAGCUUGCUUUCUAAAGUUGAACAGCUGAGAGGACUUGGGGAUAAAAUGGAAAUUUUUGAGGGAAAAUAUGAUGACCUGCAAUCAAAUGCUGAAUUCUGUUUACAAGAAAUGAAUCAUAGGAUCUCGCGCUUUGAAGUCGAGAUAAAGGAGUUGCAGAAUGCUCAUCACAACAACGAAGAGUGCAGUAAAUUGAGGAUGAAGCUUAACUCAACACAAGCGAAGAUGGAUACUUACCGUAGGAGGCUAAAAGAGGCUUUGGAUGAGAUGAAAGUGAUGCACAGUAAAUAUCAGGAAGCUUCAACAAAUUUAAAAAAUAAACUUCGGACUUAUGGGCAGCAUAUUCUUGACUUGACGAAGCGGCUUGCUGAAAAAGAAUAGAAUCACAUUGCACAAUGUGCCCUUUUUGUUUUCCUUUUUUACUCUUUUCUAUAUGAGAGAUUAUUACGUGCGGUAUCCGAACUGUCCGGAGACAAAUCCGGAUGCUACACGUAAUAAUUUUUCUUUCUAUAGACGCUUUUUAUUUAACAUUAAUCGUCCUGUAAUUUGUAACUUCCUUAAUUUAUGUUGUCCUUCACCUUUUUAUUUCGUACCAAAUUUUUCUAUUCUAAAAUUUCUUUUU